AUGGAGCCUUCUAAAUUACACCCAACUCUCUCUCAAUCUACUUCCACCAUCAUCUCGGAAGACAACAAUCCAAAGCAAUCAACAAAAGGUCGUCAAGAAGAACAUAUUUUGUUGGAUCUGAUUGUUGGUAACAAGGAUUCCAAUGAAGGGUCGAAUCCGGAGCUCAACCUUAUUGAUUGUUUUAAGACAUCUGCUAAUUCUUCAACCCGAGAUUCAUUAGAGGAAGCUGCUACUACUACAGCUGUAACUCCUCAAGAAGGUAAUGAUGAUGAAACCGAGCCUCGAGUAUUUUCAUGCAACUACUGUCAAAGAAAAUUUUACAGCUCACAGGCGCUCGGGGGACACCAGAAUGCGCAUAAACGAGAGAGAACACUGGCGAGAAGAGGACACAGAUCGAUCAACACUUCAGCUUCUUUGUCUUUUCUUUACUCCAAUUCUCAACUAAACAGAUAUCCUAGUAUGGCGUCUCUUCCUUUGCAUGGUUCGUUCAACCGAUCACUGGGAAUUCAGGUUCACUCCAUGAUUCACAAGCCGUCUUUUGACUCUUCACCCAUCGCUUCUUCGAAUGUUUACGGGCAAAACAGGUGGCCGAGACAAGCGGCGUUUGGGAAACUGAAUUCACAAGAGAAUAAUUUUCAAGUGGGAUUAUCAAACUCUGGAUCAUCUUCUAGUAAUGGAGCUGCGAGAUUUGAAGGAGUUAGAAAAUUUCCUGCUGUAAAUGAAGGAAAUAUUGGAGGAUUUUGGUGCGAUUUUGUUAGCCCCUUUAAGACGAAACAAGAUGAAUUGCAAAAGCUGGACUUGUCCCUCAAGCUGUAAAGAUUCUCUUUUAAACUUUUCUUUCAUUAUUGUUUUUGUUAUUUCUCCUUUAUUUUUCAGUGUAGAUAGAUUUCC
Mangifera indica (mango) is the source of this 891-nucleotide messenger RNA. Its product is annotated as zinc finger protein 1-like. Gene Ontology annotation, biological process: negative regulation of abscisic acid-activated signaling pathway. NCBI's taxonomy places the organism in Eukaryota, Viridiplantae, Streptophyta, Magnoliopsida, Sapindales, Anacardiaceae. Bases 1 to 816 code for a protein of 271 amino acids. The record is from RefSeq and is a predicted model, not a curated record. The transcript has a single exon.